Funneliformis caledonium is the source of this 1188-nucleotide messenger RNA. NCBI's taxonomy places the organism in Eukaryota, Fungi, Glomeromycota, Glomeromycetes, Glomerales, Glomeraceae. The record is from the annotation of a GenBank genome assembly.
AUGUUAAAACACAAUAAGGUUCGGUCCGUCUUAGGACUUGUUUUAUUUGCAUUUAUUCUAUUGCCCAAUAUACAAAGUCGGCAUGUGCAAUCAACUUUUGAGUUGAAUCAGUACAAUGACUUUGAGUCAAUCUCGGAGGGUUUUAGGUUAAUCCAGACAAGCGAAGAGUCGCCGCCAGAAUGGAUGAGCCAGGGCGAAAUUCUCACUUUAUUCCGGAACAAUAUCAAGUUCAUGGACGUAACGGAUUUUUUAGAUUUGGGAACACAUCUAAAGACCACUCUGAAGCAUGUGUACCCAGCGGUACCCUUGUUUCAAGAUGAAGUCAAUGGUUUUAUUAGAAACCUGACUACAACAACUAUCCACGAAAACCUCGUUAAAUUUACUUCCUUCCAUAAUCGAUAUUAUCGAUCUUCGUACGGGGAGCAAUCUUCUAAAUGGCUCUACAGCCAAAUUUUCGAUAUAAUUCAAGACGCGAACGAUGCAAAUCUUGAUGUUGACGUCUCUGUGCGCAAGUUCACACACAGCUGGGCGCAAAAAUCAAUUAUUGCACGUUUCGAAGGGAGUGAUCCCGAGAAACAGAAUCAAGUUGUUAUUGUCGGUGCCCAUCAGGAUUCCAUUAAUAUGUGGUUGCCAGCUUUCGGACGAGCUCCGGGGGCUGAUGACGACGGAAGCGGCACGGUCACCAUUUUGGAAGCCUUCCGUGUGCUAGUUGCCGGACAAUUUCGUCCAGUGAGACCUGUCGAAUUCCAUUGGUAUUCUGCUGAAGAAGCUGGACUCCUCGGUUCACAAGCUAUUGCCUUGGAAUAUGAAAAGGAAGGGAAAGAUGUUGUUGGAAUGAUUCAGAACGACAUGACAGGGUAUGUCGGUAAAAAUAAGGAAUCGUUUGGCAUCGUCGUUGACUUUGUCGAUGAGGACUUGACCACUUUCUUAAAGAAAUUGGUCGGCGCUUAUACCGAAAUUCCAUUUACAGAAACAAAAUGCGGUUACGCUUGUUCUGAUCAUGCCUCUUGGAGAAAGGCCGGUUUUCCCUCUGCAUUUGCAAUCGAAUCUGAAUUUAGCGAUUCGAAUCCUCACAUCCAUUCGACAAAUGAUAUUGUCGAUCAUCUUAGUUUCGAGCAUAUGUUAGAGUUCUCCAAAGUAGGUUUUUGUUUUUUAAUAUUUGGGGAGAAAAGUUAUGACACUGAUUGA